Grammomys surdaster is the source of this 2861-nucleotide messenger RNA. RefSeq names its product meiotic double-stranded break formation protein 4 (gene Mei4). Bases 178 to 1350 code for a protein of 390 amino acids. Lineage: Eukaryota; Metazoa; Chordata; Mammalia; Rodentia; Muridae. The record is from RefSeq and is a predicted model, not a curated record. Gene Ontology annotation, biological process: spermatogenesis; DNA recombination; meiotic DNA double-strand break formation. The transcript has 5 exons. Gene Ontology annotation, cellular component: lateral element.
CCCCCGAGCUUCCCCCGCCGCCUGAGGGCGUCCUUCCUUCUCAGGAGCCCUAGGCUUGUGUAGCAUCUACCAGCUCUCUGUUCUCUCAGGCCCUUGGUCCCCUCAGGCAGCACAUGCUCUCAGGUGUUGUGGCUUGGGGUUCCUUGUCGUGCCCUUUGCGGAGGGACCAAAGUCAAGAUGGAUAUCCAGAAAUGGUAUUUGAAAACUUCAAAGCUGGCACUGGCGUUGGCGAUUAUCCACUCAAAACCAGCAGACAGAAGCAGCAGAGAAUAUACAGAGCACCUGGCCACCUUGGUGACCCAGCAGGAGUCCAAAUGGAAAUCAAAAGUUGAAGUCUUAGAAGCAGAGGUCCUACAGUUACGUCAAAAACUUUUCCUGAGUAGGAUGUCCUCAGGAUUGUUUAAGAAUGGACAUGAUGCCCUCCCCAUGUUGUCAGAUCAGGAACCAACAAGUUCCGAAAAUACACUGACUUUGAUGGAUGACUCCGGAUGUGUUUUAUCAAAUGAGCAAAGAAGUGAACCCACAGAAUUAUCCCAGCAUUUUGUGGAGAGCAGCUAUCCCCCACUCGGUCUCCCACUGCCUCUAGAGAAAAAGCCGUGCCCUCCACUGGAAAUUCCUCUGUCUUCUCACAUGCAGUUCUUUCAACAUCUGCUGGAACUGAAGAAAUGGACAGAGUCCAGUAAUCUGAAAGUGUACUUAACCCACUUUGAAAAAGACUCUUCAACAGUUUCUGAUUCAGUUUCACAGUUGUUAGAUGGCCUGAUCACAUUUUACCAGAACCUCAAACUCCCUUUCUCAAGCUUCUGGACAGAGGCUAUUGCUACAUUAGCCAGACUGGCGAGUGAUUUUAAUUUAUCAAAUCAUAUUUUUAAAAGAUGUUCUAAGAAGUUGGAAGAAUUUGAAAAAACUCUACUCCAGGCUAUUUUAGGGAACAACAGUAUAAACCGGUUCCAGGUGCAGUGUUAUGUCUCUCAGAGCCUAGUAACCCUAGGAAGUUGCAGCUUGUUGAGGAAGUCUAUUAUACCGCUGCUUCUAUCAGAAGUGAACAGCUUUGUGGACGAACUGGGAGCCAUCGAUCAGGCUCAAGGCAAUUAUGAUGUGACACGCUAUGAAAAUAUUUUCUCCCUGUUUUGGAUUCUGGAACAACUUCUUCAGCAGGAAGCCCAGGGAGAUCCCACUCCACACAUGGAUCCCAGCAGCCCAGAAAUUCAGACGUUUCUUCAGAAGCAUGAUGAAACCAUCUUCCGACUUUCUGAUGCAUUCCCUUUAUUUACAUUUUACUUAUGGAGACUGGGAAUUCUCUUGAAUUCAGCAGAGAUGGAAACUGUUAAGAAUCAAUCCUUGCCUUAGCUGUUUACUGUCUAUCAGAAAACUGUGUGCUUCAGUAUUUCUCAAAAAAAUGCUUUUAAAUAUUUUAAGUUGAUUAACCAACUAAUCAUUAAUUCAAUUUAAUGAUAAGUCUUCUGUAUAAGAGAUGAUAAAUCAUUGUUCUAUAUUACAAUUAAGCAAUUUCAGUUGACAAUGCCCCCUACGUUCAUAUAUUAUAUCUCAUUUCACUCAAUAGGCUAGCUCUAUUCUCUAACUUGGCCUGUCUCAUAAAAUACAAUAAAUUGUCAAUGAUUUCCAUCUGAUGUAAAUUUCAUUACAAAUUUUACUGAAAUAAAGCUUAAACUUUUGUCAUUUAACAUACUUAAAUACAAGGUUUAAGUAAAUGGUAAAAAAUAAAAUUUAUUAUGUAGCUCUACUCAAGUCAUUUUUCUCUUGAAGAAUAAUGCUAUAGAAAAAGAAAAGGCUUUGGAAAGCAGUGGCUUUUAGUUUUACUUAAUCAACAUGUUUGUAAAGUAUUUUUGAAGUGUUAAUUAGUUCUUUAAAAUGUCCCUUUUUAAAACAAUUUUUCUGUUGAUAUAAAACACUAUUGUUCCUAUGAUUGUUAAAAUGUAGUAAAGUUGUGCAUUAUUAAAGCAUCAGGGAUGCUUUUAUAAAUUUUCAUAUCUUACAAUAAACACACUUUAUACUUAUUAAAAGUACUGGUUGAGUUUUUCAUUACACAAUUUCCUUUACUUCGUUUCAGUUAUUAAAAUUGGAACAGACAAGCUUAAUGAGCACACAUUUUGCACUUUCCUAUUGUGCAGUUUACAGGAAAUAUAAUGUAAUUCUCUUUCCUUUGUUAAUUAUGUCUGAUUCUGCUUCAUAAGGUAAUUAUCAUCUUCAGAUGCCAUUAGUACUAGAAAAAUUAUCCUUGCUAAUUCUUUCUACAAUGUAUAUAAAAUUAUACCAUCUUCUAGGAUUAUUUUUGGAGGUUUUGUUUUGUUUGCCCAGCGAAUCUCUUCUCUCCUAGAAAUGACUGCAUAAACAAGACCUGAAGGUGGCCAUAUCAGUGGACAUAAUAACAUGGAAGAGAGAAAAUUUCAUGGGGUCACACUCCUAGAUAAAGAACUAAAGGUCACUAAAGACUGCUGGGAGAGGGAGAAUUAGCCUGCCCCAGGGUGAGCCUCCUUAUUUGAUACCCAGUGCAGAAUGGUCAAUCCUGAAACCUUACAAACAAACCAGACUCAUCCAGUUGCAGAUAUAUAUUUGUGAAUACAUAUAAAUACAUCUAUAUAUAUGUAUGUAACUAUAACAAAGAAAAAGACGCUAUUAGCCUGAGGGGGAAACGUCCUUGAGGGUUGAUGUGAAGGUUACUGAGCAAGACUGCUGGGAGCAAAAGGAGGCGAUUUGGUUAUAUUUCAAAGACACAUAACUUAGUUAAUAUCAACCCAGAAUAUGAUGAUUUUUUUUUUGCUUAAAAACUCAUUCUGAGGAAAGCAUAGGGGCUACACUAGCAUUCUGAAUACUCAGUGUAGUCAGUUGCUGGGUAAUAA